Molecule: messenger RNA, 3827 nt
Organism: Puntigrus tetrazona (Sumatra barb)
Lineage: Eukaryota; Metazoa; Chordata; Actinopteri; Cypriniformes; Cyprinidae
Gene: ednraa
Product: endothelin receptor type Aa
Exons: 8
Coding region: 314-1570 (418 amino acids)
Biological process (GO): G protein-coupled receptor signaling pathway; regulation of blood pressure; enteric nervous system development
Cellular component (GO): membrane
Molecular function (GO): endothelin receptor activity
Source: RefSeq, a predicted model, not a curated record
CACGUACACACACACAUACAGCAACUCUCCACAGGAAAAGCUAGAGACAGAAUGCGCAGCCCCUUCACAGCAGCUCUGGUGCGUCGUGCCGUCCAAAUGGGAUCCUGCUACACUUUGAUAGUUGGUUAAUUACUCAUAUGAUACCACACAGAUGUCUGGGGGGCUCUAGCCGAAUAUUCGUCUCACUAACUCACUGACUGACUGACUGACGGGAUCCUGGGGAAGGCAGACAUUUAAGGAGCGCUGUGCUAAAUUGCCACAAUCAGGCCCUUAUCGCCUCAUCUGGAAAUCAAAGAGCAAACUGCAUUCUGCAAUGGGCAUUACGACGCUGCAAUUGUUUUUGCUAAUGGCCGUCCUGGCCACUGUUGGAAUAUGCCACAUUAAUGGAACAGAGGAAGUCCUUCAAAACUUUACUACCUCCAAAAUCGAUGUGCAUAAAGGUCUCAAGCCCACACCCAAAAAAGCCCUGUUGGAUAACAAAGGGCCUCCACCCUGCAAGGACCCCACUUCCAUCAAGCAAUAUUUUAAGUAUAUUAACACAAUUAUUUCCUGUGCCGUGUUUGUGGUGGGAAUGGUGGGUAAUGCCACCUUGCUGAGGAUUAUUUACGAAAACAAGUGUAUGAGGAACGGACCCAAUGCCCUCAUCGCCAGCCUGGCUCUCGGAGACCUCAUCUACAUCACCAUAGACAUCCCUAUCAACGUCUACAAGCUACUGCUCACUAAAUGGCCAUUUGAUGACAGCUUUUUUGGACUCUUCCUGUGUAAACUGGUGCCUUUCCUCCAGAAAGCAUCUGUUGGGAUUACAGUACUCAAUCUGUGUGCUUUGAGUGUGGACAGGUACAGGGCUGUAGCAUCCUGGAGCAGAGUGCAGGGGGUCGGCAUUCCCCUCUUCACUGCCAUUGAGAUCUUCUCCAUAUGGGUCCUGUCCAUCUUCUUGGCCGUGCCGGAGGCAGUGGUCUUCAACAUGGUCACCUUUACCUACGACAACAAAACCAUUCACACUUGCAUGCUCAAGCCUGAAACUGACUUCAUGAUGUUCUAUGUAAAAUGGAAAGACUGGUGGUUAUUUGGCUUUUACUUCUGCGUUCCACUGGCCUGCACAGCUAUUUUCUACACCCUCAUGACAUGUGAAAUGCUCAACCGCAGAAAUGGCAGCCUUCGGAUCGCCCUCAGCGAACACCUUAAACAGCGACGUGAAGUGGCUAAAGCAGUCUUCUGUUUAGUGCUGAUCUUUGCUCUUUGCUGGUUCCCUCUUCAUCUCAGUAGACUGUUGAAGAAAACGGUUUACGUUCCAGAUGAUGAAAGACGUUGCGACCUAUUAAACUUUCUGUUGAUCAUGGAUUAUUUUGGCAUUAACUUGGCCACUGUGAACUCCUGCAUCAACCCCAUCAUCCUCUAUUUUGUGAGUAAGAAGUUCAAGAAUUGCUUUAAGUCAUGCUUGUGCUGUUGGUGUUACACCAAGAACCAGGUGUCCAGCUCAGGCCCAAUGAACGGCACUAGCAUUCAGUGCAAAAACCACGAGCCCGGCAACCUCAAUACCGACAGAAGCCUUCGCAAAUACAGCGACUGAACGGUUUAGGACCCACUCCAUUCAGUCUACCUGCUUAAAACGCAUUACUGAAGUGGACAUCGUCCCGUUUCAAACUUUGAGGUGGAAAACAUUGUAACCAUUCAUACGAAACUUAAAUUCCUGUGCUCUUUGCAGUAUCAGGCUGUUUUAUAUAUAUAGAAUCAGACCAGACAAUGGACCUGAUAUAUUUAAAGACCUACAGCAGCUGUUCCCAGACUUUCAGAGGGUUGUUUUGAAGCGAGCUGUGAGAGAAGUGCUGGGAGUGAAGACCAACAGGAUGCAGCUGAACCUAACAGCUACAAAUUAACCCUCAUCAGGAACUUGACAUGUUUUCCUUAUGUAAACUCUAAACUACGAACAUGCUCUGGAUCGUCACUGUCCGACGUGAAAGGAAGUUACAAAUAGGAAGAGUGUUUUCUGUGUUCCUUCCUACGAGCUUUGCCAAAGAAACUCCCAGCAUGCCGCUGAGGAGGCAGCCUACCCUUCAGAUUCAGUGUCCGGUCAUUAUUGUUAGCACAUUGAAUGCAGUUAUGGAAGUUUAAGCAAGGCCGGUUUGUAAAACAGGAACUUUCAGGUCACUACCUGCCUCGGUCUUUAUUUAGUCGUUAAGUGAAUCUUAAUGUGCGCUGGACGUCACCUCUGUUUAUUUAGUGGGUAGGGAGAUAUUGGAGAUACGCCUUUGUGUUUGAAUGCCAAAUUAAGUUUAUUGUGUAAAUGCUUGUUUAAGAAAUUCAAUUAAAAAUCAAAACAUGAACAUAAGACAAGAACUGUGAAACAAACCAGCUGGAUUCAGUUCCAGCAAGAAGGAGGCAAAUGAAACUUUGACCUUGCUGGGAUUUAAGAGUAAUUUCUAGGAAUGCAUCCAACCUCAACAAAUGCUGUGUUAUAGGGUAAAGAAAAAAAAAUAUGAGCAUAAGGGCGCGGGAAAAAGGGGCCUUUCUGUAAUCAAAACAAAAACGCCCAAACACAAACAUAUCUUUGCCUUUUUUCUUUUCUUUUUUUCUUUUUUGACACUGUGAAUUUUCUGUGAAGAGAACUCAUAUAUGCUAUUAACCUUGCAUACAUUGAUAUUAUUUAUAUUUAUUAGCCUCAGUAUUUGUAUAUCAUCUGUACUUUAAGUUGAAAUAUGUCUUGUUGUAGGCAAAACGUUUGGGGUCAGUAAGAUUUAUCAGGAAAUAAAGAUGCGUUAAACUGAUCAAAAGCAACAGUGAAGACAUUUAUAAUGUUACGAAACGUUUCUAUUUCAGAUAAAUGUUGAACUUUACAUGUCAUCUGAAAAUGUCAUUUUUAAACACGUUCAAAUAAAGAGCUACUCGAAAUUUUAAUGCCAAUUCACAAAAUGCUGCUUCUGCUAUAUUUUUGAUCAAACUAAUUCAGCUUUUUCUAAAAACAAACUCCAAAUAAAAUCUUACUGGCCCCAGAUUUUUUAAAAGUUGGUGUAUAUGUAAUUUUUCAAGAAAUCCAUUUUUCCUUCUUGAUGUAAUUUGAAACCAAUAUGAAUGAAAUUAUACACAUUCUGACGGAGACCUACGUGGGUCUUGUUCAUUUGGAGUGCUGGUGAACAUAAAAAAGAAAAUGUAAUUUUUGUAAUGGAAUUUGAUGUCACCGAUGUUACAUAUACGUGCUGGUUUUAAACACCAUCACUGAGUGAGGAAUGUUGCACAUUUAUAGUAUAUAUAUAUAUAUAUAUAAAUUUAAACGUAUUAUAGCACUAUAACAACCAAACAGCUCUGUUUACUCUAUAUGCUAUGCAGUGAAUAAACUAUAGACUAUUUUACAUAUCAUAAAACACUUUUUCUCAUAGAUUGUUAUAGCGUCAGUUCAUUUUUCUAGAUAAGCUGCUACUUAUUUUUAAGAGUAUUGGACCAGACUAUCGAUUCUACCACUUAAAGCAAUGUUAUCUUAUCUCUAAGUGUAAUGAGUUUUCAGUGUUAAAAGAAGAAAGGUGCCUUGUGACAGCUGUCUGCUUUUGGCCUGGGAAGAAGCUCCAGUUUAGGAGUGAUUUGAGAUGUACUUUGACCCACCAGGCAACACGGCCCCUUUGGGUCAUCUGUGUCAUCCCAGAGGAUGUGAACGGGGCAUACUCGAGGAUUAGAUGUAAACUGUGGAGCUAUUACCAUCAUCUGUCUGCAGUGUCAGUUUGGAAAGUGUUUAUUUAGACAGAAGUACUCUAUCAGUCUGAUAACGGUUUGGACAAAUAAAUGUGUUUUUUAUUUGCUUGUGUGCAUUUUUCAAAGUAAAUAAAGAAGUGUAUGGA